UACACUCAUAAAUAUAUCGGGAAGUGCAAUGGACUGGGUAUACUACAACAUAAUUGGAGGUGUAUUCCUCUCCUCAACUUCUUUUAUCUUUAAAGUAAACAUUUAUAAUAACCUCAUACAUUGAAACUCAAACAUAAUUAAUAGCAGUUGUCUAUUUUUAGAUAUCCAAUAUGAAAAACGCUUCAUAUUUGGCAGAAGUGCAUGCAAUUUGCUAUUUAUACCCAAGAAAGCAAAAUUUAGGAAAUGUAUAAAUAUAUACAGAAACAAAAGAAGAAAAAAGUCUGAUAUGGAUCAGAAGUUGAAAAGGAGUCGAGGAAUUGGAGCGGAAGAUAGAAUGAGUGGUUUGCCGGAGCAAGUUUUGUGUAGCAUUUUGAAAAACCUUGAAACAACACAAGUAGUUCAAACCAGCAUUUUGUCUACAAGAUGGCGACACAUCUGGACCCAAGUUAACUGUUUUCAUUUCUGUGAUUUUCCGAUCACCGGUCCCAGUAGAAAAUAUAAUACACAAGAAAGAUUGCAAAAGAAUAGGUUGGUGAAUUUCGUGAACCGGGUGCUCAUGAUUUACCCCCUUCCGUCAAUGAAAAGGCUUCGUCUUCACCUAAUGCAUCAACAUUCAACUUCAGAUGUUGAUUCUUGGAUUUGGUCUGCAAUUAUCCGUAAUAUUCAAGAGCUCGACCUUUUCUCCGGAAUGGAAGGUCCUAUCCAGCUUCCUCGAUUUCUCUUUACUCUUAAAUCUUUAACGAUUUUGAGUCUCAAAUCUAAAAUUGGUAUCAACAAUCUCCCCGAGUCUAUUCUCUUGCCAAGUCUCAAUCGUCUUCAUCUUGAGGACUUUGCAUUAGCUGAUGAUUCUGUUAUAGUCAGGUUCUUAUCUGGCUCCCCAACUCUUGAAGAACUGGUACUAGAAAAUGUUCGUACGCAGGCCCUGUGCGUAUCUUCAUCUUCCCUGAAACGUUUCAAGAUUAAUAACAAUGCUUGGUAUAAUCGACAAGAACAGAGUUGUAGGAUUGUUAUUGAUGCUCCUAACCUUGAAUUUCUUGAGCUACGUGAUUUUCAUACUAGUCGUAUAUACAAGGUUGAGGUUAAAAAUUUAGAUUCCAUUGCUAAUGUGCUUCUUCAUAUUGUGAAUCUUUGCGACAAUGCAGUUGAUGUUCUGAUGCAAAUCUCUAGUGUCAAAGUCUUAAGCUUACCUUUAAUCUCGGUUCAGGUAAAUCAGAAUUUGCCAUGCUUGAAAAAAUUGACUCAAUUGGUGGUGACAUGUUGGGAAAAGGAUGGGUCCAAUUUUCUUAACAUUCUUGGAAUGGCACCUAAUUUGAAACUUCUCGCGCUUGAAAAGAGUUUUGGUCGUGCAAUUCCUAGAGGGGCUUUGAGCGACGAACAAUGUGUACCAGAGUGCUUAAAGUCAUCCCUUGAGAGGUUUGAAUGGGAAUCAUUUCAAGACAUAGAAGGAGAUAUGGAAACGUUAGAAUUUGUGCUAAGAAAUGCUAAGGUACUGAAGAAAGUUAGAAUAUCAGCUGUGUUUUAUCGUAAAAAGACGGAAUCUGAAAAAAAGCUUAUGGAGAAGCUAUCAAGGUUUUCAAACAUUAAUAGUAUAAUGGUGUCAUGCCGUUGAUGUUCAAGUCCACAUUCUCAUAAAAUGUAUUCUACUUCAAUCCAAAACUCCGCAUUAAUUCUUCUUCCUUCUUCGCUGCCUCCUUUCCAGUUCUUUCUGGUUCUUGAUUGCCUUCAGGAAUUGUGUUCUGCGGAGCAAUCUCAGCCGGGUUCGAUAUCUUCUUCUGAGACUAAGUCAGUUUGUCUCGAUCCUGACAGAAUGCAGUUUCAGUUUCAGAUUAGAAAAUAGAAAUUUUAUAGCUUACCAUUUUGAUAUUAGUCCAUGUGAACUUUGUAUUCUGCAUGAAUUUGAGCAGCAAGUGACUAAAAUAGCUGAUUCUGCUAACACCGAACACUUGAACUGCGUAAAUUUUACGUCUGUCAUUUGAAUUAAUUAACAUUAUUUGAGGAAUUUUCAAUCAACCGAAACAGAAAUCUAGAAGUCAUGACUACUGAUCUCGACAGCUUGUGAUUGAUUUAUGAGCUGAAUGAUAAUUGGUGUCAAGCUCAGCUCUGGUUCUGCUACUAAACACAGUAAAUACCGAACAAAGCAAAGCGCAUACACACGAAAAUGUCCGAAAUUUGAUAGUUUUCAGAACCAUGGACCCAACUUCGUUCAGAUCUUUAAAUUCGAUUCGCAGAUGUGGGCAGUCUUUUUGUAGAUGCAAGCAUAUAAGGAUAAUGCAUUG
Molecule: messenger RNA, 2276 nt
Organism: Mercurialis annua (annual mercury)
Lineage: Eukaryota; Viridiplantae; Streptophyta; Magnoliopsida; Malpighiales; Euphorbiaceae
Product: FBD-associated F-box protein At4g10400-like
Exons: 4
Coding region: 287-1609 (440 amino acids)
Molecular function (GO): protein binding
Source: RefSeq, a predicted model, not a curated record